Messenger RNA from Penicillium brevicompactum, 1428 nucleotides. RefSeq lists its product as uncharacterized. Lineage: Eukaryota; Fungi; Ascomycota; Eurotiomycetes; Eurotiales; Aspergillaceae. Bases 1 to 1428 code for a protein of 475 amino acids. The transcript has 2 exons. The record is from RefSeq and is a predicted model, not a curated record.
AUGGCCGAGAUUACACAGAAUAGUGAUUUGGCUGGCUUGUGCCGUGAAGAGGAUAUGCACCAUUUCAUCUGGAACACACUCAGCUGGGGAGAGAAAUCCCAUGAGCAAUUCUCUGUCAGCACAGAUAGCGCUUCCUCCUAUGAAGACCACACGGAUGGUCAGACAUAUCAAAAUGAAGAUGAGGUGCCAAUCUGCAGCGACUUGACCAUUGCACCCGAGGAUAUCAAGUCCGGUGUCCGGCUGACGGAUGCUAAUGUGUUUCGGAUUCGAACAACCUUACAUGGUGACAAACAAAAGGAAUGGCCCCAGAGGUGGCCAUAUGAUUUCAUGACGGAUGGAGAUAUCGUUUCCACCAGACGACCUAUUGGGAAGGGUGUUGUCAUCAACGUGGGAGGCAUGGGCUUUUACCCGAUAUUCCGUGGGUACAUCGCGCUCUGCGGUGAACAGGCAGGUCGUUACACCUCGCGAGUCGGUCCGAAGAAGGCGACCCGUAAUGCUCUCUACCGCGGAUUUCGAGUUGGACAGUUGUUGGCUAUGCCGGAUGAUUUCCAUGAAAAUCCUGCUAUGUACGAUCUGAGUGUUUUCGGCGACAGUACGAGCGGCAACGCUGUGAAAUAUGUCUACCACCCGACAGAUCGUGUUGGUCUGUUCGAGAGCGGACAGCUCAAGCUAGCUCCUUUAUCUGCUUUCACCGGAUUUACACCUGUCAUUCAUGCAAAGAGCCAGUUCCGGUUUACAGGCGAAGAGACGACUGGACUGACAGGGGAUGACUUUAAUUGGCUUCUGGAACAGGAGUGCAAGGGAAAGUUGAAACCCAUUCAAAGACCAACUCCCUCAGAAUUGAUUGAGCCAUCAGAUACUGGCGAUUUGGAGGAAAAGCAUGACCAGGAACUGAUCGCACAGAAAUCUUCAAACCCCGAGAACUCGGAUGACGAUUCUCAGUCCGUUGAUGAUAAAUCUUUGCAGGUGAAAACAUCGAUUGGGGUCGUUGCCCCCAACGUCUUAGCAGCACAGACAUCUUCGCCUGUUUGUUCGACUGCGUCCCAGUCGUUCCUUUCCAGCAAGUAUGGACGAGCUCGAAAGGAGAUAAAAAAGCUCUACCGCGGGUACAAGCGCCUCAUGAGCAAGAGAAAACGCCAGAAAGCCCGAGAGAUCAUGAAGUUAGCCGACAUAAGCGAUAAAAUUGCAGCAGCAAAGGAAUUGCUGAGUAUUGAAAACGCUGCUGAAAUCAUUGCUGCGCACAAAGCUCUGAAGGGCUUAGAAGUCGAGUACGGCAGGGUGUCCACGGGUAUCCAGGGAUGGCUAAAGCCAAAGAGAAACUCCAUGGGACAACAAUUGUACAACGAGAUGUUCCAGACUGCGAAGGCACCUGAUGAUGACCAUAACAGACUGGUGGAAAAGAUAACUAUCAAGGAGGAGCCCAUUUGA